AUGCUGACUGAAGACGGCGGUCUGGAUACUACUUCUGAGGAAUACCGUCGACUAUCGAAGGCGGAGAGAAGGAAAAGACGACGUGCCACUCCAAAGUACCGUAAUUUGCAUGCUACACGUGAAAGGUAUCACAAUUCGUCUUCAAAAUAGUUCAAUUUGAAUCAAUUUUGCAGAAUCCGCGUCGAAUCGUUCAAUAUGGCGUUCGCUCAACUGCGUGCUCUGCUGCCAACGCUUCCUGUCGAGAAAAAACUUUCGAAAAUUGAGAUUCUCCGUUUCUCGAUUGCUUAUAUUAGUUUCCUUGAUAACCUUCUAAGCUGA
Caenorhabditis sp. 36 PRJEB53466 is the source of this 318-nucleotide messenger RNA. NCBI's taxonomy places the organism in Eukaryota, Metazoa, Nematoda, Chromadorea, Rhabditida, Rhabditidae. The record is from the annotation of a GenBank genome assembly.